AUGUUGUGGAGGGCAACCAAGGCAACAUAUCCUCAAGCAUGGAAAAGAAAAACGAAGAAAAUGAGGAAGGUUAAUAACGAGACCUACAAAUACUUAUUGAAAAUUCCUCCUAGAUUUUGGAGUAAGUAUAUGUUUAAUUAUAAUACUAAAUGUGAUAUGUUGGUGAACAAUAUGUUAGAAACAUUUAAUAGUGUUAUAAUUGGACUAGGACAAAAGCCAAUUGUAACAGUGCUAGAGGAGAUAAUAGGGUACUUCAUGGAUAGAUGGGCAAAUAAUAUAAUCAAGAUUGAAGAUUAUAGUGGUUAUUUACUUCCAAGAAUUAAAAAAGGGUUUGAAAGACAACAAGAAAUAUCAAGAUUCUUUAUGGCUAGGUAA
This is a messenger RNA of Lathyrus sativus (Indian pea), 375 nucleotides long. NCBI's taxonomy places the organism in Eukaryota, Viridiplantae, Streptophyta, Magnoliopsida, Fabales, Fabaceae. The record is from the annotation of a GenBank genome assembly.